CACACGGGUAUACAAAAUGAGUAAAAUUAGUAGCGACAACGUAAAAGCAAUCGUUGCUUCAAUGUUUGCUGAAGCCAAAGAAGCCAAACGUGGUUUCACUGAAACUGUUGAAUUACAAAUCAACUUAAAGAACUACGAUACCAAGAAAGAUAAACGUUUCUCUGGUCAAAUCAAAAUCGGUACUGUCACCAAACCAAAAUUCUCAGUUUGUGUCUUUGCUGAUCAAGCCCAUUGUGAUGAAGCCACUAAAAUCGGUGCUGAAUUCAUGGAUAUUGAAGCCUUAAAGAAAAUCGGUCCAAAGAACAAGAAAGCCAUCAAGAAAUUAUCAAAGAAAUAUGAUGCUUUCCUUGCCUCAGAAUCAAUCCUCAGACAAGUUCCAAAACUUUUAGGUCCAGGUUUAAAUAAAGUCGGUAAAUUCCCAACCCUCUUAACUCACGCUGAAGAUAUGGCCUCAAAGAUCAAUGAUGUCAAAUCAACUGUCAAAUUCCAACUUAAGAAAGUCUUAUGUCUUGCUGUUGCUGUCGGUCACGUCGGUUUAACUGAAAGAGAAAUUGCCACCAACGUCAUUCAAUCAAUCAAUUUCUUAGUCUCCCUCUUAAAGAAAGGCUGGCAAAAUAUCAAGACUUUAUACGUCAAGACCUCCAUGGGUAAAUCACACCGUGUUUACUAAACACUUUAUCCACCCCUCUUCAACCAUGUUUUUCUUUUUACACUCCAUUAAAUAGAGAAACAAUGAAUUGCUUGAUAUAUAACCAAUAAUAGGCUAAUAGAGGUUGUUUAUACUAAUUUUCUAAAUUUUUAUUUCAAUCUUGUUUCCUAUUUUUUGGGAGCUAUACAAAAUUUAAUAAAUUUUUAUUAUACCCAUAAAAAAAGUUUAAUUAAG
Messenger RNA from Dictyostelium purpureum, 883 nucleotides. RefSeq lists its product as uncharacterized. The record is from RefSeq and is a predicted model, not a curated record. Gene Ontology annotation, molecular function: RNA binding; structural constituent of ribosome. Lineage: Eukaryota; Evosea; Eumycetozoa; Dictyosteliales; Dictyosteliaceae. Gene Ontology annotation, cellular component: large ribosomal subunit. Bases 17 to 670 code for a protein of 217 amino acids. The transcript is spliced from 2 exons. Gene Ontology annotation, biological process: translation.